AAUCGACUUGUUAUCUCAUCUACUGGCUCUUAGUGGUAUACACUAUGGUUCACGUUGUGUUGUCUUCGAGCAGUGUUUGGGUUUGCUAACGUCUGCAGUGAUAACACGUUUGGGUGGAUCAGGAGCCUGUAUCCACCUACAUCGUGGGAAUAUAGCACAAGCAAUUCCAUGUGUUGAUAGUAUGGAUUUUGAUAAAGAGAUUAGUUCAGUAUUUUUGCCGUUAUGCAUCUCCAGUUUGUUGGAAGAGUCCAUGAAGGAAAUUGAAGAGCCCGUGAAUUUUGUUGCAAAAAAGUUUAUCACAGUGGAAACAUCUGAUGAAAAACAGGAAGAAAUAAUGGAAAUGGAUGAAGAGAAACAACUGUCCAAUAAGGAUGAAAGAAUAACAAAACAACAGAAAAAGGAAAACGACAUUGCAUCUAGAAACGAUAACGGGCAGGAUUCAUCAGCGAUUACUGAUAGUUCAUUAGAAAGAAGAGCAGAAAGACAACGUUUGCAGAGACAGGCGUGGCAGUUAAUGCAAAGUGGUGAAAUUGAAAUAUUAUUUAUUGCUAGUAAAAAUAUCAAUCCGAUAGAAAUUUUGGAAAGGACGUGGUCAUCUUUGCGACUCUCAUCAACAAUUGUUAUUUAUUGUCCAAUUGCUGAGCCACUAUAUUCUGCAUAUUAUUGGUUAAAAGCAAAACAUGCGGUACAAGUGCACAUUGUAGAUGCUUUUUAUCGUAGUCAUCAGGUCAUGCAGGAUCGUUCGCAUCCGAUUAUGCAACAGUUUAUCACUGGCGGUGUCAUUCUUUCAGCAGUCAAAGUGGAACAACGAUGA
Molecule: messenger RNA, 814 nt
Organism: Acanthocheilonema viteae
Lineage: Eukaryota; Metazoa; Nematoda; Chromadorea; Rhabditida; Onchocercidae
Source: the annotation of a GenBank genome assembly